Messenger RNA from Lineus longissimus, 3511 nucleotides. RefSeq names its product 2-phosphoxylose phosphatase 1-like. The record is from RefSeq and is a predicted model, not a curated record. NCBI's taxonomy places the organism in Eukaryota, Metazoa, Nemertea, Pilidiophora, Heteronemertea, Lineidae. The coding region runs from base 206 to 1690 and encodes 494 amino acids. Gene Ontology annotation, molecular function: phosphatase activity. The transcript is spliced from 4 exons. Gene Ontology annotation, biological process: dephosphorylation.
AUGUACAUCGAGGAUGUAACAAAUCGCUUGUUUGAUUUUGCUUUUAUCAUCGUUUUCCUCGACUAAUAAUAUGCAUAUGCAUAACCGUUCGACUAGCAAUAUCUCAUUUACAUUCAGGAUUAUAGAUUCAUCACUAACCAAUAUAACAUUAACAAGGAUGAUGUUGCAACUACUGUCUGUCGCAAGCCUUUGAGGACCACACAAAAUGAGGACAAUAAUGUGUUCAUGGACAUUGGCGAAGCUCACCAAGACAAGAUGGCAGACUAUUCUUGUUAUAAUUGUUUUCCUUAUCAUCCUAAUGAAUCUUAUGCGGGUUUUAGUUACAAGCAACAAGUCUAGGCGGCGCUUCGUUGCAGGGAGUAGCUCCAAGUUUAUCUGGGACCAAGGGUCAUUGAAGGGACCAGUGCCAUAUGCGGUACCAUCUCGACCAUGGCAGUAUUGUAACUCGCCCUAUCUGCCUGUACAUGGAGAGGAAGGCAAUGUUCCCACCGGCUUUAAACUAAAGUCAGUGUACAUCCUCAUCAGGCAUGGCGACAGAACACCAAUGACCACAUUUCCACAGCUCGCACGUCAUAACUUCGAUUGCCGUUUGAAGCCGAGCAUGUUCCCGAAUCAUACAAAUUUUCAGGGAUUCGUCAAUGAUCUCCGGAAACAGCAGGACCAACGCCGAGCAAACGAUCCAUUCAAAAGUUUUCCUGUUUACCCAAUGGUGAAACACUGCGAUAAUGCGCAAUUAACGGGUCAUGGUGUUGCACAACAUCUUGGAAUCGGGGAAUACCUUGGUGAAAUUUACAAUGAAAAACUCGGCCUUUUAAAAGAGGAUUUUAAACCUAAACAGAUUCUUUUACGAAGCACAAAGUAUACACGAACAUAUCAGAGCGCUUUAGCAUUUCUCUACGGAUUCUUACCGAAGUUUCAACUGUCACAUUUAAAAUUUGAACCAGGUAUCAUAACGUUUUGCAACCCGAGGUUUAUCACUGGCGGUUGUAAUUGUCGCUUUCAUAAUGUGAUACACCGAAAUGUACCCAUGGAAGUGAAGAUACUAGGGGGUGAUCAGUGGACAGAUGGAUUCAAAGAUGCAUGUGAUAGCUUGGGGUUGAAUGUCAAGCCGCAUAUGGCACCUAACAUCAUGGACACAUUAAACGGGAGAUUCUGUCACGGGGCACCUUUACCAUGCAUUGACGGUAAACCGUGCGAUGCGGAUGAAAUAAUGAAGGGAGUAUGGGAUAUAAUUGACCGGAAUGGCCGGCUUCAAAUCCAGAGCGACUCCUACCAGAAAUCACAACGUUUAUUGAUGCACCCAAUGUUGAAAGAAAUUGCCACUAUGAUGAACGACAGAAUAAAUUCUCCAGCAAAAAAUCGGACAAAAUUUGUCUUAUUUUCUGGCCAUGACAUCACUAUUACUGCACUGAAUACAGCGUUAGGCGUGCACGAAGGUUUCUGGCCUCCUUACGCCUCCAGAAUUGUUUUUGAACUCUACAGCUCCAAAGGAUCACAUGAUGUCAAAUACUUUAUAAAGGUUCUAUUUAAUGGGAGGGAUGUAACGAAAUUUGUUCGGUUCUGUAAGGAGAAACUCCUCGGUGGGCUUUGCCCGUUUGAGCGCUUUAUGGAGUUUGUCCAGGUGGAGAAUCUAAAAGAAAUGUUUGGGGUAGAAAAAUAUGCUGAGGCCUGUGCUCUUCAUAAGCCAUAAAGAGGGCUCUAGGCAGGAAUUGUGGAGUAGAGGAUCCAAAGGAUUGAAUUAUUUUGUCGGAUGAAUGGGUUUUGAGAUUUUUCCACUGCAGUGACGAAUGCGGGAAACUGCACAGCUUUCACAGGCAUCGGAUUAAUUUUCAAGUUGUUCGUUGGCUCGGCGAUUUUUUAAACUGACCACAAAGCAGGCGAAAAUGGCUAAACCAAGGCAGGAAACCACCCUAGUGGAGAACAAACCUUUUUAUUUUUAAGGGUCUUUUAUGGUUGAGGGCAUUCCCUGUCGUUUAAUUUCAUCAAUUAUUUUUUACAUCUUUUGCUAAUGUUUUGUGUGCCUGAUUCUGUGUGGGUAUCGUACCAGUGUUUCAGCAAGAAAUCUUAAGAGGCAGGGCAGGAAAGAACACAGCCUGAAAAAGUUGAGGUACAGCGCUCUGCUUUAAAUGAAAUAAAUUAGUCACUUGUCAUGCUUGUGAAAAGACUGGGUGCUGCACCCUGCUAAAAUUCUUUAGCUGCAACACAUUGUACUUUAAAGAGGUAAUUUUCUUCAUCUUCUCUAAAGUUUUAACGUGUUGUAUCAUCAAUAUGUAGUUGUUUUUUUCUGUUAAAAGUGGUUUCAUAAUCAGAACUGGCUCAACAAUGGGGCAACAGUUUUUUUGGCUGUUGACUUGGGUGAUGUGCACCAGAAACCCCAAAUUGAUGUUUUGAAGGUAUUAAGAAAGUAGUUACGAAUAUGUAAGGGGAUCAAAAAUCUCAGAAUUCAUGCAUGGGCAGUUGCAGAUAAUUAUUGGUGCCAUAAACACUGCCCGUAGCUGGUGCUUUCCCCUUAACAAAAUACAGCAGAAUUUUUCCGACUUGUUCACUGUUGGUAAUUGUUUUGUUAAAAGGACCAAAAAUCAGUCUGUUUUGACCCGAUUGCUGUUGACCAAUUUUACAACGAUAUACCGAACAAAACUCUAAUUGUUAUAACAAAGAUGUGCUGGAUGCUUUAUUUUAUCUUUUAAUCUGCAGGACUGCAUUUGUCCCAAGACUGUCCUUCAUUAGUUUUAACUGUACUGCAUGUACCAAGUAAUUUGCAUAUCUAAUUCGGUCUUAUACUUUAUUCUUAUUGGUGCUGCAUGCUGUGAGACAUUAGAUGGCAUCAUGCUAUAUUUUUGUCAUUAAAAGCUUACUGGUAUUUUCGUUUUUAAGGGAUAAACAUUUUCUCCCAGUUCAAUUUUAAGUUCAUGUUGAAAAUGUGUAAUGUUUUACUGGUAAAUGGGAUAUAAACAUGUUAAAAGCAAAGUUUUAUCUAUUCAUGUAUUUUAAGAUAUUUAAAAUAUUUUUGUGUGAAAUAGAUGAGAAGUUUUCUUGAUCUUCAUGUAUUUUUCGAGGAGAAACAAUAUGAUACUGAUCUCGUUCUCACGUGUAUAUCUGGUAAAAUCUUAAUUGGUAUGCACCACAGAAACAAGCCAUUUAAUCACUGCGACCUGCUAUCUUAAUUGCUGACAAGAAAAUCUCAUGUCUGCGAGGAACCCAGUAGUCGUUGGGUUUGAUAUUCAUUUGUGGGGCACACACAUUUUCCCAGGCACUCUACUGGGCAGGCUGCUCAGGAAGUUGGAAGGCCUGCCUUGCUUGCAAAUAGAACUAAGAUAAGAUUCUCGACUAGUUCGGGAACUGAUUCUCGGGGAUGCAGCAAAGCAAUAGUAUUUUCAAACAGUUCUGUCAAUUUUAUAAUGUGCAAUGCAGAAUUAGGAAAGAUAAAAAAUUCAUAUAUCUCGGCCAUAAUCCUAACAAUCAGUUAUUAGAGCAUUUUGAAUAUAUGUACUAAGGGUUGUUGAUUAAUAAA